This is a messenger RNA of Prinia subflava (tawny-flanked prinia), 726 nucleotides long. Its product is annotated as vitelline membrane outer layer protein 1 homolog. The transcript has 3 exons. Lineage: Eukaryota; Metazoa; Chordata; Aves; Passeriformes; Cisticolidae. The coding region runs from base 1 to 642 and encodes 213 amino acids. The record is from RefSeq and is a predicted model, not a curated record.
AUGGCCCUGUCCCCGCACCCCUGGGUGGCCCUGGUGGUGGCCCUGGUGGCUUUGGUGGCCCCGGUGGUGGCCGUGGUGGCCCCAGGGCGGCAGUGGUGCAGCACCAGCAUCCGGCACGGCCCCUUCGAGCGCUUCCGGUCCAGGAAGGGCCUCAUGGAGGUGACAAACGGGGGACCCUGGGGACAGUGGGGGGACCCUGAGUUCUGUCCCCCAGGGUCCUUCGCCAGCGGCUUCCAGCUGAAGGUGCACCCCCACCAGGGGCUCUUCGGGGACGACACGGGGCUGAACGGGGUGCGGCUGUUGUGUGACACCGGCAGGGACACGGUCACCUCCAGCCUGGGACCUUUGGGUUCCUGGGGCCCUGCCAGGACGUGUCCCCCCAGGGAGCGCCUGGUGUCCUUCCGGCUGCGCGUGGAGCCCUCGCGGGGCGUGUGGGACGACGCUGCUGCCACUGACAUGGCCGCCACCUGCUCGGGUGGACACCGGCUGGAGGGCGGGGGGCUUGACUGGGGGGACUGGGGGGACUGGAGCGAGCGCUGCGUCCUGGGCUGCGGCGUCUGCGGCGUCCGCGCCCGUGUGGAGACCCCCGACACCUCUGACGACAGCGGCCUCAACGACCUCCAGCUCUACUGCUGCACCUGAGGGGGAUGCACGGGCACCUGAGCACCCCCCAUGGACACCUGAGACCCCCCAUGGUCACCUGAGCCACCCCCAUGGUCACCUGAG